Molecule: messenger RNA, 5532 nt
Organism: Acinonyx jubatus (cheetah)
Lineage: Eukaryota; Metazoa; Chordata; Mammalia; Carnivora; Felidae
Gene: SLC38A8
Product: solute carrier family 38 member 8
Exons: 19
Coding region: 1695-3044 (449 amino acids)
Biological process (GO): amino acid transmembrane transport
Molecular function (GO): amino acid transmembrane transporter activity
Source: RefSeq, a predicted model, not a curated record
GUGCGCCUCGGGGGGGUAGACGCUGGAGCUACCCCGCUGUGUGGCUCUCAGAGGAGUCCCGGUGCUAAGGGUACUCGGGUACGGGCUUCUGGGCGGACGCCAGUUUUCAGCUCUGCCGGGGGUGGUCCCCGGGGGCGAGGGGCUCGCCGCGCCCUGUGUCGCUUUCGGGGGAGCCGUCAGACUUUCUGGUCCGAAGCGAGCACACCAUUUGAUAUCCCCAGCAGCAGGGCACGAGGCUCGGGUUCCCCGCGUCCUCGCCCUCCCUCGGCCAUCUGAGCGCAGCCAGCUUCCGUGUCGGGUGGUGUCUGUGCUGGGGUUUGGACUUGCGUUUUCCUGAAGCUGAACGACGUCGGACGUCUUUGCGUGUGCUUACGGGCGUCUGCGCGUCUUUAGAGAAGUGUCUGUUCUCUAAACCCAGUUUCAGCUGGCUUUUCUUUAUCACAGACCCGUAGGAGCGCCUCGUGGGUUCUGGGUCCGGGUCCUCCUCGGUGUGUGGCUGGCGCAUCUGUCAUUCUGUUGCUUGUCUUUCCACUUGCCUGGUUGGCUCCUUUUUGAAGCAUGGAAGUUUCUAAUUGUGAUGGAGGCCGUUUUACCCGCCAGGUGCCGGUUUGUAGGAACCCAGAGCCUAAUCCAAGGGAGCCUGCUGACUUUAACCCUUGCCUGUCCGGUCUGUUUUCUGGGUGCCAGCCGGCUGACCUCAGCCUUCACGUCACAGGUGCAGUGAGGAAAGGAUCUCGAGAUGAGAUCAUUCUGGAAUGUGUGAGUGGGCUCAAACCCCAGGACAGGUGUCCUCCCACGAAUAGGAGAGGACCCAGACACGGGGCGGGUGUGGGAAGAUGGCACUCGGAGGGACGGGGCCACCAGCCCAGCACCGCCUGGAGCCCUUAGGAGCUGGACGAGGCAGGAGGGAUCACGCCCUGGAGCCUUUGGAGGGAGGGCGGCCCUGCUGGGAGAGAAUAAAUUCCCAUUGUUUUGAGACCCCCAGCUGGUGAGUUUGUUAUGGCGGCUUCAGGAGGCUACUUGUGUGGGGGAAGUCACGCCUUUUUCUCUCUUCCGGAAUCCUACUCUCACUCUCUGGUUCAGUGCUUCCCGUCCUGGGCGCUGGCAGCCAGGCAGGGUGCGGGGUGAAGCAGGUUUUGGGAUGACGCAGCCAGGGUUGGACCCCGGGCACUUGCCAGCGGGCCCGUUCUGAGCCCCCUGCUCCACCUGCCUGAGCUCACUGCCCGCUCUGCGUCGAGCACUAUGGUGUCACCCCCUCGGGAUUCGCUGUGGGGGACCCAGUGAGACGCCCAGCGCCGGCUACAGGGCCCGGUUCCCAGCAUCGCUCACUCGGUGAGCGCCGGUCCAGCUGUGCGCUCCUGGGCCACAAUCCCGGCUCCCUUUUCGCAUCCACGCCUGCCACUCAGCAGGUCAAACGCUCACUCAACGCCUCUACGCGGAGCCUGCAAAGACCAACAGUCUGCUGGUGACACGGUCAGGGGAUGGAGACCGUUGGAAACCACAUGGAGAAAAAGCCCUGGGCGCUGAUCUGGUGUCCGCCAGAUAAGGACUGAUCGGGGGCCAGGCACCUGCUGACUGCCUGGGCCUUUGCACGCUCUUGAGUCCACAGCGGGCCCCACAGCCCACGGCGAGCUGCAAGUGGGGCCCAAGAAAUGCCGCUGAACCAGCUGGAGCGAGCCUGAGCCCUGUCCCUGAUGGCUGACAACUAUCUGAUCUUGAAGUCUGGAUUUGGGGCCAUGGAGGAACCGACGGCCGGCAGCCCAGUCCUCUCAGAGAAGGCGGUCCCCGCGGCCCCCAGCCCCUCUCUGUCCUCGCUGGGCGCUGUCUUCAUCCUCCUGAAAUCCGCGCUGGGGGCCGGCCUGCUCAACUUCCCCUGGGCCUUCCACAAGGCGGGUGGGGUGACCCCCGCCUUCCUGGUGGAGCUGGUCUCCUUGGUCUUUCUCAUCAGCGGGCUGGUCAUCCUGGGCUAUGCUGCCUCUGUCAGCGGCCAGACGACCUAUCAGGGUGUGGUUGGAGGGCUGUGUGGCCCGGCCUUGGGGAAGCUGUGUGAGGCCUGCUUCAUCGUCAACCUGCUCAUGAUCUCCGUGGCCUUCCUCAGGGUGAUUGGGGACCAGCUGGAGAAGCUGUGUGGCUUCCUGCUGCCCAGUGCCCCCCCGGCCCCGCAGCCGUGGUGCAUGGACCAGCGCCUCACCCUGCCCCUGCUCUCCGCACUGGUCAUCCUGCCCCUGUCCGUCCCACGCGAGAUCGGGUUCCAGAAGUACACCAGCGUCCUAGGCACCCUGGCCGCCUGCUACCUGGCCCUGGUCAUCGUGGUGCAGUACUAUACCGGGCCCCAAGGCCUUGCUCGUGAGCCCCGCCCCGCACAGAGCCCCUCCUCCUGGACCUCCGUGUUCAGCGUCUUCCCUACGAUCUGCUUCGGGUUCCAGUGUCACGAAGCCGGGGUGUCCAUUUACUGCAGCAUGACCCAUCGGAGCCUCUCCCAUUGGGCCCUGGUCUCCGUGCUGUCCCUGCUGGCCUGCUGCCUCGUCUACUCACUGACAGGGGUUUACGGCUUCCUGACCUUUGGGGCAGAAGUUUCUGCGGACAUCUUGAUGUCUUACCCGGGCGAUGACGUGGUCAUCAUCGUGGCCCGGGCCCUCUUCGGAGUGUCCAUCGUGACCGUCUACCCCAUUGCGCUCUUCCUGGGGAGGUCGGUGAUGCAGGAUCUCUGGAGGAGGAGCUGGUGCCUGGCGUGUGGGCCCGGGGCCCUGGCGGAGCCCUCGGGGCCGUGGGUCCGGGUGCCACUGACUGUCCUGUGGGUCGCCGUGACGCUGGCCAUGGCCCUGCUCCUGCCCGACCUCAGCGAGAUCAUCGGCAUCAUCGGCGGGAUCAGCUCCUUCUUUAUCUUCAUUUUCCCGGGUCUGUGCCUCAUCUGUGCCGUUAAUGUCCAGCCUGUAGCUGCACGCGUCAGGUGCUGUUUGGAGGCGUGGGGAGUGGUCUCCGUGCUCGUGGGCACCUUCAUCUUCGGGCAGAGCACGGUGGCAGCCGCCUUGGAACUCCUCUGAGCGGGAGGGGGUCGGCCCGGCCCCAUGGCUGCCCUGGUGCAGCUGCCUGCGUCCGGCUGUGCGACCCGUGUCCUUGCCUCAUAAAGAUGCUGGAGAAAUGGAUACCUUCUGCCUCCUGAGGCUGCUCAUUUGGGCUUCUGCUGGUUCAGAGGGUUUCGGGCGCAGUGCCGAGGAGGGCGGAUUCGGGUCCUCGGGCCGCCCUAACAAGGACCACAGCCUGGGGGCUUCGAAGGGCAGAAGGGUCCCCUCACCGUCUGGGGGCGGGAGCCCGAGAUGCAGGUGUGGGCAGGGCCGCGCUGCCUAUUGGGGGGGAUCCCCUGCUCCUUCCGGCCUGCGGUGUGGCUGGCCAUCCGUGGCGGCUCUUGGCCUUCCCUUCCCGCGUGGUCAUCUGCCCUGUGUGUCCUUCCAAGUCUCUUUUUUUUAAAGUUAGAGACCGUGAGAUCCAGUGGGGGAGGGGUAGAGGGGAGGCGGCUAGAGGAUCCCUGCGCUAACAGGGGAGAGCUGGACGCGGGGCUCGAACUCGCGCGCGAGAUCGUGACCUGAGCCGAAGUCGGACCCUUAACCGACAGAGCCACCCAGGAGCCCCGAGAUUUCCCUCCUCGUAUGAGACCCCAGUCAUUGGAUUAGAGCCACCUUCGUCCAGGAUGACCUCAUCUGAAUUUACUUCCUUAGGGUCUGCAAAGAUCCUGUUUCCAAACAAGGUCACAGUCACAGGCUCUAGGAGUGGGGACUUCAACCUAAUAUUUCUAAGAGACACACUUCAUAACAGAAGUAGGGGCUGAGGCCCAGGGAGCCCUGCUUUGGCCCACACUCCGAUGGGAGGGUCCCAGGGAUUGUCCCUUUCCCUCUGGCUGGACCCGAAGAGCCUGGAAACCCAGUGAGCUGUGUGUGGUUCCCUCCUGCCCCCCCCCCCCCAAUUCCGGGUGUCACGCCUGCGGCUGAGGGCGAGGGGCCCAGAGGUCUGCCCCAGGGUCAGGGUCGGGGGAACGGGGGUGGGGGGAGAGGCAGCUUGCGGCCCAGCUGCUCCUGGGUCGCUGUGCUUGCCAUCACUGACCCUCUAUGGGACCUGGGGUGUCCUGGAGGUCGCUGCGUUCGGGCCACUCUCCCUCUGCCUUGGGACGUCUCCCGGAAGCUGGAGGUUGGCUGUGGCCAGAUCCAGGAGGGGCUGACGUUUGAGGACCUCUCCCUCAGGCCUGUCCACCUGCAUGAUUUGCUUUCAGCUCUAACUCACCUGCCGUCAAGUUCACCCUUGCAAAGUAUACGAUUCAGUGGGUGUUAGCCGAGGCACAACGUUGUCCAGCCGUCACCAGCUGGACGUUUUUGUCACCCCAGGGAAACCCGCACUCAUUAGCAGUCACUCCCCAGCCCCGGGAACCGCGAAUCUGCUGUCUCUGCAGAUCUGUUCCUUCUGGACGUUCUGUACCAAUGGACUCGUUCGAUACGCGGCCUCCGUGUCUAGCUCCUUUGAGGUCGCGUAAUGUUUUCAAAGUCAUCCAUUUUACAGGGGGAGGCAGCUGAGACUUGGAAAAGUCCAGGCUGCUUGUCCUGUGAGCUACAGAGCUGGGGUCGGGACCAACCAGGGGGUGGGGCGGGGGGGGUCACGUUCCACCGUCCACUUUCUUUCUAGUGCCCACUCCCGAGUGGCCAAGGGGGUGUGACCCCAUCCACCCAGCCCCAGGACGAGGAUGCACCUGCUGCCUCCUCCGCCCUGGUUGCAUGUGUAGACUCUGACCCAGUAAUUGGGGCACCAGCGUCUCCUACACGGGCCUUCCGACAAGCUACACACCCUGCCACACACCGUGGGUCCGGUGGCCACGGAACCAGGACAAGGUGCUGCGGCAGAAGUGCCCCACAGCCAGCGAUGUGAUCCUCAUAGGACUGUCACCUCAACCAUCAUCAUGCAAGGACACGAUGCCGUCAGAGAAAUGCCCGCUGGGCCAUCACCCUCUGAUGUCCCCCCCGAUGGAGGACCGCCCCCGCACACCUCCGGCGGGAGGUUCGGGAUUUGAACUGGGCACAGCAAGAAUGUCGUCGGCCAUCAAACGCAGGUGGUGAAGGUCUCCAUUUGGGCAGGACCCCCUGCACACCCAGCUUCCCUGUACCUGGCACCAAGAUCCGGGAGAAGGCCUCGGGCUGACUCAGCGUGUCCACCUUGACGUGCCGGAAGGCCUUGCACACGGGGCUCUGCAGGUGCCUAACUCAUAGACCACGAAGGUGAGGCCAUCAGCCAGCCUCACUGCCGCGAUGCUGGGGAGAGAGAGGCUCCAGCUGGAGGGCUGCCCCCCAAGAGCCUGGCAGAGGUGGGAGGGGCCCCCAGCACUGGCCCUCCGGUGUGUUCAGUGAGGAUCCCCGCCACCUGAUGCCAGGCCUGGUCCCGGAAGGGGGCCAGGAAAUACUCACUGAACGAAUCACAACGCAACGACAGUUGAAAAGGCCUUACUGCCAUUUAAAAACCCCACCUUUCAAAAUAAAAACAUCUUCCUCCUCC